AUGGGGCAGGAUAAUGAUUACAAUAUUCCUUGGGAAUAUGAUACGACCUCCGAGAUAAAAGAGAACUUUGCCCGGCUUGAAAGAGAGACCGAUCAACGAUUGACGGAGCUUGCUGACGACCUGGUCGGCACAACACUCGGACGGGUCUCCGAACUUGAGAAGAAGAAUGUCGGUCUCGAGGACGAACUCAAGGCGCUUUCCGCACAAGUUGCCGAACUGCUCCAUGCCAAGAUAAAUGCGGAUUUCGCGGCUGUAGAGGCUGAUGCUCGAGCGGCUAAGAAGGUCCAGGAUGCGCUGGACGAUGAAGCAAGAAAAGAAAAGGAGGCACCACGACCAUCGCAAAUUACCGAGGAAGAAGAGGCCGAGCGAAUUCGAAGGGCAGAAGCUAAGUUCCCGGGACUUGCAAAGAAGGCAGCCGCUCAAGCUACGAAGAAUGCUGCUCGGUUGGAAAGGAAAAGUCAGAGGCUAGAAGGCUAUGCAACCGCUAACAAAAAGAAGAAGGAAACCGCUGCUUCUUCGAUACCGGCGAAACGGAAAAGAGAAUCCUCGAAGAAAGCUCAAGUGGCCGACCUGCUGAAUGUGGUAACUGACACGGUUAUCGAGAGUAUACCGGAUCAGGCCACUUACAUCGAAGAAGAAGCUGAAGUGCACCUACAUCGGCGGCCCACAAAACAACGAGUCUCCGAACCGGCUAGUCAACCGCAACCAGCGAAGAAAAAGUGGAAUAAGAAUCUGAUAGCCUGCUAUGACUUCUCGGACUCGGAAUAG
Messenger RNA from Impatiens glandulifera, 768 nucleotides. RefSeq lists its product as uncharacterized. The transcript is spliced from 2 exons. Bases 1 to 768 code for a protein of 255 amino acids. The record is from RefSeq and is a predicted model, not a curated record. Lineage: Eukaryota; Viridiplantae; Streptophyta; Magnoliopsida; Ericales; Balsaminaceae.